AUAUGUACGCUGCUGUAGUAGUCCUUACAGCCCUGGUGCCCUUCCUACGAGAAUGCAGAUAUUGUCAUUUACAUUUUCUUCCCACAGGUUGCUUUGUAGCAACAGCUCAACUUAUUUAAUCCUGCUGUGAUUAGCUCUAUUUGAGUAUUUUGCAUUAUUUUCGCGCCGCCAGCAGAGGAGAGAGUGCACGCUCCGAUCACGCGAGUAAUGCCGUCUACGAUGGAGGGCUCGUCUGGGGAAGUUGACCUGUUUACCGUGAAACACGAGCUCAGAAACGCCAAUCUGACGGGUCACGUUGAGCGUGUGGGCAUCGAGAACUUUGAGCUGUUGAAAGUGCUGGGAACAGGAGCCUACGGCAAGGUGUUUUUGGUGCGCAAAGUGAGCGGCCAUGAUUCUGGCAAACUGUACGCCAUGAAGGUGCUGAAAAAGGCCACCAUUGUGCAGAAGGCAAAGACAGCGGAGCACACACGCACAGAGAGACAGGUCCUCGAGCAUAUCAGGGAGUCCCCUUUCCUUGUUACACUCCACUAUGCCUUCCAGACAGACACCAAACUGCAUCUCAUUCUAGACUAUGUGAAUGGAGGUGAGCUUUUCACGCACUUGGUCCAAAGGGUUCGCUUUAAAGAGCAAGAGGUUACCUUGUACAGCGGGGAGAUUGUACUUGCACUGGAGCACUUGCAUAAGCUGGGAAUCGUCUACAGAGACCUGAAACUCGAGAACAUACUUCUUGAUUCAAACGGUCACAUCGUGCUGACGGAUUUUGGCCUUAGCAAGGAAUUUCAUGAGGUAGAGAGGGCUUAUUCUAUCUGUGGCACUAUUGAGUAUAUGGCCCCUGAGAUCGUAGCAGGAGGAGAGUCAGGACAUGACAAGGCAGUGGACUGGUGGAGUAUGGGAGUUCUGAUGUAUGAGCUGUUGACCGGAGGCUCUCCUUUCACUGUUGACGGCGAUGAGAACUCUCAUUCUGACAUUGCCGAGAGAAUUAAGAAGAAGGAUCCCCCGUUCUCCAAGGACAUGGGGCCCCUGGCCAAAGACAUUAUUCAGCGACUGCUAAUUAAAGACCCAAUGAAGAGGCUGGGCUCUGGGCCAUCAGGGGCACAGAAUGUGAAAAGUCAUCCAUUUUACCAGAAAAUGAACUGGGAGGAUCUAGCUGCUAAGAAGGUUCCAGCACCUUUUAAGCCUGUAAUUCGUGAUGAGCUGGAUGUGAGCAACUUUGCGGAGGAGUUUACAGAGAUGGAUCCAACAUACUCCCCAGCUGCACUCCCCAACAACAUUGACCGCAUCUUUCAGGGCUAUUCCUUUAUGGCUCCCUCCAUCCUGUUUAAGAGGAAUGCAGUGAUGGACGAUCCAGGUCAGCUGUGCAGAGGGUCAGAAAGGCCGGGUUCUGCUGCUGUUGCCCGUAGCGCUAUGAUGAAGGACUCUCCGUUCUACAUGAACUAUGAAAUGGAUCUGAAGGAGAGCGCUCUGGGUGAGGGAAGCUUCUCCAUCUGCAGACAGUGUACUCACAAGAAGAGCGGACAGAAAUACGCUGUGAAGAUCGUCAGUAAAAGAAUGGAGGCACAAACGCAGAAAGAGAUUGCUGCUCUCAAACUGUGUGAUGGACACCCCAACAUAGUCAAGCUACAUGAGAUCUACCAUGACCAGCUGCACACAUAUCUAGUUCUGGAACUCCUGCGAGGUGGAGAACUGCUGGAGAGGAUCAGGAGGAAGCAGCACUUCAGUGAGACGGAGGCCAGCUGCAUCAUGCGCAGACUGGUGUCCGCAGUCAGCCACAUGCAUGAUGUGGGCGUGGUGCACAGGGACCUCAAACCAGAGAAUUUGCUCUUCACUGAUGACACUGAGAAUUCAGAGAUAAAAGUCAUUGACUUUGGCUUUGCAAGGCUCAAACCUCCCGACAAUCAACUCCUAAAGACCCCCUGCUUCACUCUUCAGUACGCCGCCCCUGAGAUCCUCAAGUAUGAUGGUUAUGAUGAGUCCUGCGACCUUUGGAGUUUAGGGGUCAUAUUGUACACCAUGCUGUCUGGCCAGGUCCCAUUUCAGUGUCAGGAGAAGAGUCUAACACACACCAGUGCAGAGGAGAUCAUGAGGAAGAUCAAAAAGGGGGACUUUUCUUUCGAAGGUGAAGCUUGGAAGAAUGUAUCUAGUCAGGCCAAGGAUCUGAUACAAGAGCUGUUGACGGUGGACCCUGUCAAGCGGAUAAAGAUGUGUGGUCUGCGUUAUAAUGCCUGGCUGCAGGAUGACAGUCAGCUUUCCUCCAACCCUCUCAUGACCCCUGACAUCUUGGGCUCUUCCACGGCCUCAGUGCACACCUGUGUUAAAGCCACCUUCAAUGCCUUUAAUAAGUGUAAGCGGGAGGGCUUCCGACUCCAGACGGUGGACAAGGCACCUCUGGCCAAACGCAGGAAGAUGAAGAAGACCAGCACCAGCACAGAGACCCGCAGCAGCUCCAGCGAGAGCACACACUCCUCCUCCUCUUCCUCACAGUCUCAGGAUAAGACUCCACCAAGCGGAGAGACGGCUAUCAUACCCCAGGUCUCUGUGAGCACACCUUUCACUCUGGGCCCAGACGAUAAGCCCUGUCAGAGCCAACCACAACCUGCCUUCACCUUCACAGAGUGAACCUUUUUGAGAAACAGACAGCAGUGUGGGACAAACCUCUCCCAUCGUCCCUUUCUUUCUCCUUCAUGCUCACACAACUCCAUAGUUUGCAUGUGGGGAAAGUGGCACCAACCCAGAUUCAUUUCUAGCAAUAGAUACACACGGUGAGCGCUGAAGACCAGGCUAGUGAACAUAUUUAACUUCAGUCCUUGACUUCUUCCAAAAGAUUUUACUGAAGUAGCAACAAACCUAAACUAUUGAUGAGUUUGAGCAUUUAAUUGUACCAUCAACACUUUUUUUACCCUUGGCAAGGUGGAAAAGACUAUAGUUUGUUUUGUAUUUACAUGUAAUUUGAAUUUCUGUUGAGAUCCUUUCUUUAGGUUUAUUUAUUUGUUUCUUUUUCGCUUGAACUCUUUUUGAAAAAGUUGAAGACAGAGCCAAUGGCUAAAUGAGGGAACGUCAAUCCACAGAAGGUUUGCAAAAGUUGUUCAUUCCACUAUCAGUCUAGUUUGCUUCUAGCUAAACAUGUUGUCUAAAAUUUUGUCACUCUUGGUUUAAUGUCUGAGUCAAAUGUCAUGCUCAGCUUGAAUCUAGAACUUGAACCCUUCUAGAAUCUUGAACUCAUUGUUCACAAAGCCUAAUGACACGCUUACCUUAUGUAAGAUAACCAGAUUUUAAAAUGACUACAGGCCAAUUUUUAGCCCCAAUUCAAGUGAUAUGCCUGCUAGAAGAUGUCUGUGGCUUCCUGUCUGAUAUACCAUGUUGUGUUGUUUUGGUCCUGUGUAGAUGGUUGAUGCUUUGGGACAGGCUGUGGUAGAGACUGUGUGUCUAAAAUGAUGCGCUUGCAUGUUUUUCAUCUUUGCAUCCUCCGUUUCACAAGCACUUGAGCUGAUUAUGUGGUUCUCAGUGUUUGUGCUUUAGUUUGUAAUUUCGGUAGCAUUUCACAGUCGAAAAGGGAAUCGUUUUAUCUUAUGCCUAAAGGACUGUCUAUAUUAUUUGUGACGUGAUAGCAUUCUUACUUUUCAAGCACUACAAAUUUGUAAUUGAAAGCACUUGAACUCUACAUUGCUAUGCAAAUGUUACUUCUUUCUUUUAGUACAAUUAUUACUAUUAUUCUGGUUCUUUUCGUAUCCUUUAAGACUUUUAUGCAUAACAAGCAUUACAUUGCUGGGUUCCUGUAGCUCAACUGGUAGAGGAUGUUGCUAGCAACACCAAGAUCAUGGGUUUGAUUCCCAGGGAUCCACUGUAAGUCAGUUUGGAUAAAAGUGUCUGCCAAGUGGAUAAAUGUAAAUGUACAAAAAAUAUUUAAAAACAGUGCCUGACGAGGGCAAACAUAACUGCCAUUUUUAGGGGCAGUCUAAGACUACACUCUAAAUAAUCAUGCAUUCCACUUCCUGUGUACUUACUAAGAUAUCACAUCACAUAUCACAUUCAUGAGCUUUUAAAUAGAGAUAGACCAAUUAUCGGUUUAACCAAUAUUUUGCCGAUAUGCAAUUUUUUUUUUUUAUCAGUUCUAUCGGUAGCAGUUCUUUACUUUUGGGUUUACUUUUUCUUUCUUUCUUGCAAGGAACAUAAAAGAAGAUGCUAGGAAUGACCACCUAAGUUACCAUUUACUUUCAUUGUAUGAAAAAAAGAGGCAAUGAAAGUUAAUGAUGACUGAGGCAAACAUCUCCUUUUGUGUUAUAAGUUAUAAGCAUUUGGGGAAAAACUGAGGGUGAAUAAAUUAUCACAGUUUUUUUAUUUUUAGGUAAACUAUCCCUUUAAUAUUUUAAUGUGUUGUAAUUAUUUGACUUUUUAAAACAAUCAGCCAUUUAUGCUUAAGGAUACACUACAGAAAUGCUUGACUUGUAGCAUUUGAUUAUUAUUAAUAAAUAUUCAUGGGGGGCCUGGGUAGCUCAGCGAGUAUUGACGCUGACUACCACCCCUGGAGUCGCGAGUUCGAAUCCAGGGCGUGCUGAGUGACUCCAGCCAGGUCUCCUAAGCAACCAAAUUGGCCCGGUUGCUAGGGAGGGUAGAGUCACAUGGGGUAACCUCCUCGUGGUCGCUAUAAUGUGGUUCUCGCUCUCGGUGGGGCGCGUGGUGAGCUGUGCGUGGAUGCCGCAGAGAAUAGCGUGAAGCCUCCACACGCGCUAUGUCUCCGCGGUAAUGCGCUCAACAAGCCACGUGAUAAGAUGCACGAUUGACGGUCUCAGACGCGGUGGCGACCUGAGAUUCAUCCUCCGCCACCCGGAUUGAGGUGAGUCGCUACGCCACCACGAUGACUUAGAGCGCAUUGGGAAUUGGGCAUUCCAAAUUGGGGAGAAAAGGGGAGAAUUUUUUUAUAAAUAUUCACAAUGUUUUAUUGUUGUAGUCAAUAAUUAUUGGGUCAAAAAGCAGAAAUAAAACAGUAAAAUCUUUUCUGUUUAUCGGGCACUUAGACAAAAAUAGUUGAAUCAUAUCGGUCAAACAAUAUAGAUUAAUAACAAUAUCGGUCGACCUAUACUUUUAAAUGGUGAGGGCUGAAUUUGGACACAGCAGGCAGGUACACACACACUCAAACACACAUAAAUUGGUGCUCCUGCCCACUUGAACCCGGGCAAAGGACAAGAGCAAUAAGAUCAGCAGGAGCUCGGCUCACUUUCAUGCGUCUGUGCGGCGUUCUGCCUCUUCCCCUGUUCUCAUUACUGCCUCCCUCUUUUAUUUGGGUGUAUUAAUAGAACAGGAACAAGGGGAGGCAGAGAGUCCUAGAUUGAACUCUCCUUUGGGAGAGAGGCUUCAUUAAAUGAAUUGCUGUGGUGCUGUUUGUUCUUGAGGGAGUACUGUAUGUCCUAAUGUUUUCCCAAGUCCAAUUGCUUGGCCAUUAAAACAAGAGAGAGAGGAACACAGAGCUUGUUUUACAGUCUGAUAAGAUAUUUUAGAGGAUUAUUCCUCUUGUUUUAGCUUUUAUGAGAUUAAAGGCCAUGUGGGUUUUUUUAUAAUUCUGUUUGCCGUUUGUAGAAGUGUAGUGAACAUGUUGUAAGCAUCCGGGCCCUUAAACUGAACGCAGUCCUUUGAUCUGCACACUCCGUUUUUGUUGCCCUAUUUUAAUGCUCGUGGGGACUUGUAAAUUGUGUUGUCUGGUUUUGAACAGUAACUGAGGGGUCCUGCGUGCCUGUAUCUAUUUUAACUGUAGGUGUGGGCAGCUCAUCUGCUCAUGGAGGGGGAGUAAUUAAAGGUACUGUAAGCUAUUUUUUUCAUGGAAAGGUAUGCAGAAAAUUGUGCUACUUACUGUACGAUAUUAAUGAAAUAAGUGUCCUGAGAUAUCUUGCCUGUCUCUGUGGCUGCACUAGACUCUAUAUAAAGCAAACAAAAAUGUCAAUGUCAAUAAUUUUUUGUGUUCUCAUAGUAUUGUAGUUGCAGCGAAUUAUUGAGGCUUAAUGCCAUUAUUAUGCCAUGUUAUUCAUAACAGUUGAGGUUAUGUUGAGGGCGCUAUUUUACAGCUGUUGUUUUUGAGAGCCGUUUCUGUUCGAGUUGGUCACAAGAAAGCUCAUUUGGUAUCUUUUGGAUAGAGGGGACGUGGCUAAUCCAGCGGCUCAGCUUGUGGAAAUUCUAGAAUGGUUAAAAUCGCUUACUGCAUCUUUAUGUUUCUUCAGCUCCACCUUGUUUUUGAAGGGGUUGUGGAUUUGAAAAUGAGAAUUGAGGUAAUGCCUGGAUGUAAAUUAUGUUGGGGUGUUGGUAAUUUUUUCUACUGCAUGGAAACUAGUUUCUGAUCUAUUUCUUGAUAGCUUUAGUUGAAUUGCCUUGUUCUAGAGGUGUUUUAAAACUAAAAUUUUGAAAGUGAAUCUGUGGUCUGAAACUUGAAUAUAAAAAAUUCUGACAGAUUAAAUACAUUUCUGUCACAGAGCAAAAAAUAAAAUGCCAUAUUUCACUCCAAAAUCAAAAGAAAAAAUUAAUUAUAUUUAUAAGUAUAAUAAAAUGAUCAAAAAUAUAUCAAAAUGAAAUAUAUACUGUAUUAAAUAUAAUACAAAUAAAGCUAUUUUUGGACCAUUAAGAUUUUAUGUGACAUUAUUUUCUUGACAGUUAAGCACAUUUUUCUCCAAAACUUGCAUUACCGUAAUGCAUUUGGAUGUUUUACUCUUGAGAUUUGUAUUAUUUAUCUUAUAUUUCUUAUUAUAUAUUUUUUAUUCUUAUUUUCUUAUUUUUCUUAUUCUUUGUAUUAUUUGAUUAUAUUGAUUAUUCUAACUAUAUUAUAAUUUUGCUGAUACAGCAAUUUGUGUGCUUUUUAUUAUUUUUUUUUUAUAUAUAUAUAUAUAUAUAUAUUUUUUUUUUUGUGCUUAACUGUCAUGAAAAUGCAAAAAAAAUAAAUAAUAAUAAUAAUAAUAAUAAUUUUUUUCCAUUUGUCAUCUUUCAUUUUCUUUUUGCAAAAUUUAAUUCAUUAUAUUUUUCAUUUGAUUUUAAGGUAACAGGUUUCAUAAGAUUCGACCAUAAGCACUUCAGCCUUAUUACGGCUGACUGUACAUGAAUUACAGGACAAUUGUAUAGAAUUAACUGUACAAAAUUAUUACAGUAAUUCUCUUUUUGGAUAAUGUGGUUAUACAAAUUAUCUCUCUUCUCAUUUUGGAUAGUUUGUUGUCACUGACAUGACAUUUAUUCUAAAAUAUGGAAAUUGCAUUAAAUUACAUUUAUUCACUUUAGCAGUUGAAAUUCAGAUCCUUAAACAGCUCCACAUUAGGGAUGGAUUUUGUCAAAUCAAUGCAGACUAUACUUUAAGUAUCUCCACUUUUAUAUCCAUUUGAAAGCAUUCGCGUCCGCUGCCUUGGAUAUCACUGUUGCCCCAAAAGCAAGCUAGAGUCUCCUCUCUUUAAAAAACCCUAUCCUUCUUAUUUCUUUUUAUCUUACCAAAGUCAUGAUUUGUAGCAGUGAAACUUGAUGCAAAAUCUUACAACCUAUACCAAGCUUUAAUUUUCUGUGUAGUGAAGUCUUUCUGAUUCUGUUAGGCACUUGCCAAAAAGUGAAGGUCAAUGAUAUCGCGCUUCCUUCUUCCAACAUUUACAACUGUGAAACCCACUUUCCUCUCUGUUUUUACACUUCUUCAUGUAAUUCUAUUUGUUAUAAUGGUUGUUGUAACAAUCACCCAUUCUAAAAACUAGCACAAGUCCUCCAGCCCAGAUCUUUCCAUAUCUAUCAUUGUGACCCCUGUUCAGAUUGUGAAACAAUGGGGCGACAUAGAAAAGGACCAUUUAUAUUCUGCAGUCUCAAUUUUUUGUCAACAGCCACAAAAAACACAAUAUAAAACACUUGCAUUCCUGUUGGUUUGAUGCUGUUGCUUUAUAUUAAUGUCCAGCUAUUGGAACACAAGUUGGAUUAAAUUGCAAAGAGAAAUUUGAGCAAAUGGUUUUAAAAGAAUUUUGUGAAAUUUUACAGGCUCUUUUCCUCUUAGUGUGCAAUCAAUGGCUGCCACCAAGGGGCGCUCUUUACACAGAUUUGGGUAGCCUGUUUGCUUUGAUGGUCAUUUCAUGCAGACCUGCUUGAAUAUGACAUGUACAUAACAGCUUUCUUUUUUCUUGACUGGUAGUAGACUAGUCUACUAGUCUUCACCGUGCAUUAGAUAUUUAACUUUAAGGUGAAAUGGGACCUGAAUGGCUUAUCAUAAAUGCUUAUUUUUAGUUAUCUAGCUGGGCUAGAUUUAUUUUUGCAUUAAUUUAUUUAAAUUGAAUUAUGAUUAGACUUUAAUGCUUAAAAAGCACCAAAAUCAUUUCAUUUAUAGUGAGUUUUAAUGCUAUAUAUAUUCUGUAAGCGCUAAGCCAUUAGUCUACCACACUGUGUGACAGUGAUCCCUGUUUAUGUACCCAGUGCUUUGUUUUAAGAUUAUAUUCUAUUGAAAGAAGAGGAUACAUUAUACAUGAAUAUUUAUUCAUAUUUUGAAAGUUGAGAAUUGUGUGGUUCUAUUAUUCUUUUGUGUUAGGAUACAGAUGCCAAUUGGAGUGUCUUGCAUGAGUGUUGUUGUCUCAGAUGAGUUGAAUCAACUCUGUGUGAUGUCAGAGAGUGUUUUAUUAACUAGUCUUGUUAGCAGCUGUUUUCCCAUUUGUUUUGUGAAAAAUAUGUUUGAGGUUGUUAUAAAAAAUUAAGGGCUUUAAAGUUUUGAAAACAUCUUAUUGAACAAGAGUAAUAUCAUUUAAUUUGUCAUAAAUGGAAUAAAACAUUCCUGUAACAGUAAAUUUUGUAAAGUUUAUACUGUAACCAGUGGCUAUGUAACAAUGCAGAUAAAAAAAUUCCAAACUAAAUAAAUUCUAAACUAAAAAAUAGUUUUUACAGUUACCUGUAAUCUGUAGCUAUGCUCAUGCACCUAGUUAUAUAUGACGGUUGCCAAACGAAUAAAAAAUGUCAAUGAAGCCUGUAAAUACAUAAAGCUGUAGACUGUAAUCUUUGAUGUUAUUUAUUUAUUUAUCAUUCUCAAAUAUGGACAGAAAGCAUUUUUUUUUUUUUUAAAUCACGUUAUUUAUUUUUCAUUCACAAAUAUGACCUGAAAGCAAACAUUUAUUUAUUUAUUUGUAAAUAUCAUAUUUAUUUUUUAUUCACAAAUAUUAGCUGAAAGCAGGGUUUGUUUUUUUUUUUUGUUUUUCUUUUUUGGUAAGUAUAUAUUAAACAAAAUUCACAUGAAAGCAUAUUUUUGAUGGAAAUAUUUUUUUUUUUGGUGAAUAUUACAUUAUAUAUAUUUUUUUCAUUCACAAAAAUGACC
This is a messenger RNA of Myxocyprinus asiaticus (Chinese sucker), 9292 nucleotides long. Its product is annotated as ribosomal protein S6 kinase alpha-5-like. Gene Ontology annotation, biological process: protein phosphorylation; regulation of DNA-templated transcription; intracellular signal transduction. The record is from RefSeq and is a predicted model, not a curated record. Gene Ontology annotation, molecular function: magnesium ion binding; ATP binding; protein serine/threonine kinase activity. Bases 208 to 2616 code for a protein of 802 amino acids. Lineage: Eukaryota; Metazoa; Chordata; Actinopteri; Cypriniformes; Catostomidae. The transcript is spliced from 17 exons.